Lacerta agilis (Sand lizard) is the source of this 2523-nucleotide messenger RNA. It is a transcript of the gene EMP1, whose product is annotated as epithelial membrane protein 1. NCBI's taxonomy places the organism in Eukaryota, Metazoa, Chordata, Lepidosauria, Squamata, Lacertidae. Gene Ontology annotation, cellular component: plasma membrane. The transcript is spliced from 5 exons. The record is from RefSeq and is a predicted model, not a curated record. The coding region runs from base 232 to 717 and encodes 161 amino acids.
AAAGCCAGACUGAUUCAUAGAAACUCUUCUAAAGCACAGUUGAAAAGACACCACCCAUCCCAUCACACCAGCAGGGGAAACUUAUAACCCUCGCCAGCCAGAGCACUCCCUUCACUGCAGCUCUGAGUUUCAAGGCAGCCGGAGUUCAAGAGCACAGCUUCUUCUGCAAAAGACCUCUUUCUCUAAGCAAACUUCUCUGCGUUGGAGAGACCCCUGCCGUGAGGAGCCAAGAUGUUGGUACUACUGGCUGGUAUUUUUGUGGUCCACAUUGCCACGGUCAUCAUGCUCUUUGUCUCCACCAUUGCCAAUGUCUGGAUGGCAGGUCUGAGUUCGGGCAAAACAAACACAUCAGGCCUGUGGCUGCAGUGUACAGGCGGGAAUUGCGGGGAUCUUCGUUUUGAAGAAGAUGACCUCAAUGCACUCAAGGCAGUGCAAGCCUUCAUGAUCCUGGCUAUCAUCUUUUCCUUUGUCUCCCUGGUCAUGUUUGUGGUGCAGCUCUUCACGAUGGAGAAAGGAAAGCGCUUCUACAUGACGGGAGCCAUUAUGCUGGUUUGCUGGCUGUUCAUUCUGAUCUCCGUCUCCAUCUACACGGCCAGAUUUCCACAAUAUUUCACAAGCAGCCUAGACCACCAUGGCUACUCCUUCAUACUUGCCUGGAUCUGCUUCUGCUUCAGUUUCAUCAUUGGGAUUCUGUAUCUUGUGCUCAGAAAGAAAUGAGGGGAGCAGGGGAGAAACUGGGAGGGCGGAUUGGAAAUAUGGGGGGCUUGUGGGAGGGAUGCGAAGUUGCUUUGUUAUGAGAACUGUUUGCCCAAAGACAUGAAUCCAUACACUGCUCACCUAAUGUGCCCAAUCACAGAAAUAAAUCAGAGAGAGAGGGGGAGAGAUUGAGCAAUAGACUUUCCACUGUCAAGGAUCCUGGCACCAGGAAUGUGCUUGAAGAACCAUAUAGCCAGAUCCUAUCUCUUUUCUCAGAAACUUACACAUGCAUCCCAUCGUAAAGGGCCUUGACGUUCUGUCUCACUUCAGAAAAUCUGGAAAAGAUAUAAGGUGCAGCUUUCUUCCUUAAAUUUUAGCAACUAUGAUAUGCUUCCCAGUGAUUUCCAUUGGGCAGAACAUUCCCACUCAAUCUGGAAGGUGUAGUGCAGGGACAAGGGCUGAGAAUGUCAGGGGCGCUGGCAGAACCCGGCCUCCCUUUUCUUGACAAGCAAACGACACACAACGUAGGCAUGCCUUGACUGACAUAAAGCCAAAUUCCAGCAUUAAAACCACUGCAAGCCACUUUAAAAAAAAAAAAGACACUUCCAUCACCGUCUCAUUUCCCCUGGAAUUGACUUGCUGCUGCUGAGGAGAUCAGAGGGGAAACAACCAGCAGGGAAUGAAAAGAGGGGUGAAUGUGGGUGGCAGAAGGUGGGACAGGGGAGAGGAAGGCAGGCAAGGACCUUAAUUAUGUGGAAUAGAGUUAUUAGGGCUCUGAUGAAUGUCAUUAGAGUGUGACUUUCCAUUAGAGCCCACUGUGUACCUAUUUAACGCAGCUGCGCUAGGAAGAUCAGAUGGAGCCCCCAUGUUGCCACCAAAUGGUUAGGUCUGUGAUGUGUGUAUUUGACAAGCAGUAAGUUUGAAAGGUCUGCUUGCAGUCAGAUCUUUUGAGGCAUUCAACUUAGGCUCACAGGACCAAGCACCAAAUUGAAUUCUAUUUUGUUUUUUUGCAUCUAUAGGCAAUAGGCAACUUUCUCUUGGUUGUCACAUAAGAUAGGGUUGGGGGUUGUUUUUAUAACAGGGUUUUAUAAUAUCGGACUUGCCUUGGCAGUAAAAUGUAUACCUUAGAAAGGCCUUAAACUAACUAUCACCCGUUUAUUUGUUUGCUGCUUUUCUGCGGUAAACCACGCCCACGGCAGCAGACCUUAUAUCCCACAAGAAAUGUUACAUAUGACAUAGAGCAGUGCUCCAGACACAGGAUUCUGCGUAGCUGAAUGGAAUUGGAGAAGGGCCUUCACUGUUGUGUUGGUUUUAAUUCCUCGCUCCCCGCCCCCAUGCCAUCAUCUCAUAUAACAUCUCCCAGGGCACGAGAAGCAGUUCAGCUAAUUAAAUGUUGCAAACAGAAGGCCAAGCAGGAAAUGGAAAGAAUUAUUAUGUCAUCGUGACUGUCUGCAUCAGGGUUUUCAACCCUUUUGGUCCUGCCAUUUAGAUCACUUAGGAUAAUGCGCGGAAACUAUGAAUGUUAAGAGGCUGUCUCUCUCACUGCCUUGCUCCACUCCAGUCACGUGAUGAAACGGGGAGAGACAAAUUCAAGUCUGCAAGUUUAGUAUCAACAGUAUUUUCUUCUUUCUUUCUUUUGUUACAUUCUUUCCCCCCCCAUGUACAACUUUUGUAAUUUGGUGGCUACAUCCUUCUAUUGUACUUGCUGUUUCUUGAAGUUUGUUUCGUGUGUGGUCUUUGUAAAUAUUUUGAUACAACCAUUCCUAACUGUAGGAAUAUAUUAAAGACAAAAAUGACAAUAAUCCUGUGCCCGUUAUCAGAAACAAA